AUGUCCCAUAAUCUCUUGCAGGCCUAUUCCCAAGAUGCAUACCUCAAAGGAAACGAAGCAUACAGCGGAAACGCCCUGCACAUCCCGGAGCCUCCUCCCAUAUGCUACCCGAGGAUAGAGCCUAAAGCCCCAGGGAUGGCCCAGGCCCUGGACCCAUCCCCCUCCACAGAGGCCUCCCGGAGCGGCAGGCCGGCCCAGGCAGGGACAGGGAGACAGGGCACCUCCACGCCAGGCCACACAGACAUGGGCUACCGGUUGGAGAUCCCUGUCCCCCCUUCUCCUCCACCCCCGCAGGUCCCUAAAACCCAGACGGUGGUUUGUGUGUGCAACGAGAGUGUGAGGACAUUGGUGGUGCCGCCUGACCCAGUAGCGGAUCGGGGACCCCGUUGUGUGGCUCGGGCUGACCCCAGCCACAGGACUGACGAGAACCGGUUCGGAAGUCCCCUGGGCCUCUCAACCAAACCUAGAAUCCUCGUGACCCCUGGCCCCCCUGGAGGGUCACAGCUACAAUAUACCCCCAUCCCCACCUGGCCCACAGAGUCCUCAGUCUUCUCCCCUUCUGGCUCUAGGCCUUCCCCAAUCUACCCUGACACACACCACCUCACCCCCUCCCCUCGAACCACGGCCGGCGACACCUUACCCUCCCCCACCACGCCCAACCACUACACCCCCUCACCCUCCUCCCCUGCCACUUCCACCUCCCCUCACCAGAACAUCGACUGGCGCAACUACACCACCUACAAGGACUACAUCGACGCCAAGCGGCUGCACACCUAUGGCUGCCGCACCAUCCAGGAGCGUCUGGACAGCCUGCGGGCGGCGGCCAACCCCAACGCCGCUUACGCACUGCAGCCUGGCCCUCCCAGUGCCAGCGCCAGCGCCUCCUCCCAACGAGGCCUGGGGGGGUCCCAGAUUAGACGCAGGAGCACGUCCCACGACCGGGGAUCCUACCAGGGGGCCACUGUGGCUCCACUGCGCAGUGCCUCCCAGGAGAGGCUAGGCGGGGGAGGGCCCGAGAGGACAGCCAUGCCCAGGGACUGGCCCCGAAGUGCCUCCCAGGAUGCCCUACCCUCCUCAGCCCUCAUGGGAGUGGCCAAGCCCCGGGCACGCUCCUGCGACUACCUGGGCCGGCAAGGCGACCCAGCGGCGGUGGUAUCUACAGAGAGGGGAGUGGGAGGGUACAGCAGGGCAGAGCUGGAGGACAGGCUGCUACUGUACAGGGGCGAGGAGGCCAGAUCCAGCAGACACGGGGCAGCGCUGAAACAACUACCCCAACAUCACAGUACCAGCCUUACAGGCAUGCCCAUCAUUGCCCCUAUGUUCACUAAAGGUACGACGGAGCCGUUGCUCCCCUCUAGGACAGACAGCCUUGCACAGACAGCCCUCAGUAGGCCCUCGCGGUUGCCUGUUAAAAACUCCACCUCGGACCCAUCGCCUCUCUCCUUACCUUCCACCCAGGGCCCCGGUAACAGUGCUAUGGACCUGCUCAAAGACCAAAGAGCCGUGAUGGUGGGUAACCACCUGGGCUACUCCUCCUCACCCCUGCAGCAACUACAGCUCCGGGGGCGGGCCGACAGCCUGAGGGAGGAGAACGGGAGGGAGGUGGGGCUGGGUGCCAGGUCCUCGUCCUGCUCCGGCCCCUCCAAAGUCCCCGUUCAGAGACAGCAGGCCAUCUCCUCCUCCUCUACCUCCACUUCCUCCUCCACUGUUAACGGUACUGUGACCCUCAGGUCAAAGGUCCCCACCCUGGUGCAGACUAACGGGAGACCGGUGGAGGGCGUAGAGGGGCCGGACGCCACAGUGGUGGUCCUGAGAAGGGAUAAAAACUCGGGACCCCAGCCUAUCCGCCACCCCUCCUACAUCCUGGCUGUAAACGACACCGACGUGGAGUCUCCAACGGAGGUGGGGACUCUAGCAGCCAAGAGGGGAUCGGGGUGCUGGCUAUCCAACGACGUCCAGCGAGAGGUGACCAUGAGAAGGCUGGGAGAGCAGCACAAGGCCUCGUGCACCAGCAACCUGGACGACUCGCUCGACUCCAUCCCCUUCAUCGGUAAGAAACACGUUUCUGUUCUCACUCUCUCAUCUCCUUUGUUACCAUAGCAACUCCUUACAGAGAUGGAAAAUCCUGGGAAGGGGUGUGUGUGUGUCAAGCAUAAACUUUAAUUAGGUAACACAUUUAUAACACACUGUAACCCUUAGUAUCAGGAGUUCCUGUUGCUCCAGUUUCGGCUUGCUUGAGGAGUGUGAGAGAGAAUGUGUUUUGUGUGGGCGUGUGUAGAUCGAUUCGCUUAAUGUGCCUGGUAGAGCAUGUAAUAUCUCUUGGGUGGGGAGGUAAUGUAAGGGUUUUGAUGUUAUCAGUUCCUGCUCUCAAGUCUUAGCAGGUGGAAAUUGGAAUGAUGUAAAAGUCCUGAUGCUCAGACUAGCUGCUGUCAGAAAUGUCCUCAACAUCACUCGAGCAGGUUAAUGUUUAUUGUCUUGAAUCUUGCCCUGGAGGCAGAACUGAGCGAUUUCCUCUAGAUAGGCCAGCUGCAAAGUCACAAUUGGCUAUAUAGUAAAAAUGUAUGAAAACAACAAUGAGCUUUUUGGUCAUACUUUAAGGUUAGGUUUAGGCAUUAGGGUUAGCAGUGUGGUUAAGGUUAGCAUUAAGUUUAAAAUCAUGUAUGACUUUGUGGCUGUGCCAGUUAGUGACUACUCUGCAGAACUGCCUCCAUGACAAUAAAUGCCAACCUGUAUCUCUCAAUGUCAACAUAGCUAAUAUGGUGAGUUGUCAGUUAUCGCUCUAGUGCAACUUCUUUACACUGUAGAAAUGGUUUCCUUGGUGCUAUACAGUCAAAUAAUCUGGAUAGAGUAUAUCACCAAUGUACAUAUUGAUAGAGGGAUUUGGGCUAUAACAGUUUUUUUGGCAGGGGUUAUUGGCUGUUUGAACAGAGCUAGAUUUGUUGUUGAGGUAUGUCGUAAUGCAGGGUCAGGGCAGGACAAGUCUCUGAAAUGGGGAAAUUGUAUAACAUUCCAUUUUAUUCUGAUAUUAUUACUGUUGAUACAUUGCCAUUUCAUUUAGCAGAUAUGUUGAAAGUGUCAGUCAGCUAGGUAUAUCCCCGUAUUAAGUUCUAUGCCUAAACAAAACAUCUAACAAGAGAAGAGAGUACAUUCAUUGUUGCCAGUAUGCUUAAAUGCACCAAUACCAACAAAUACCCUGUCUUCAUUUAGACAUUACACAGUUCAACAAUUACCAUUCAAUCCAACUGUCCAACAACUGUUGUGCAUUGUGUCUGGCAGACAGUCAUUUUGUACUGAGAACAAGACAGAACAUACGAUAUGGUUCAGUACAUGCAAAUGUCCCGUUCCUGCUUGUGUUUUCCUAGAGCAAAUAUGCUUGAAAUGCAUUGUAGGAGUAUCUUAAGCGUUCACAAUUAGCACUGCACUUUUCAGCUGUCAGAUCGGAAUGGAACUGUUUUUUGGUAGACUUAAUAUCAUGUAUUUAGUAUUUGAGGGUGUUGUUUUUUUUAAGCUAGUCUGAGGUGGAUUUGAUCUGCUCUGGGUUUGAAUAGUUUGAAUAGUUUCAUUGACGAGACCGAAGGAUCUUGAACUUGACCUGGCCCCACAUGACAUGAGCCAUCAUCCACCAAUCAGGGCACCUUUUACUCAGACAGACACCAGUAGCCUAGAGCCCACAUGGGUUAAUCAUAUCCUCUUACACUCACACCACACACACACACACACACACCUUUACAUGCUCUCUCUCACACGCACCUACUCACUCAAUCAAACACUCACAGUGGCUCAUAAGCUUCAGUCUGCCUCAUGCAUAAAUCAGCAGCCUACCUGUGUAGUGGUCGCAUGCUAUACUUAAGCAAUAAGACCCGAGGGGGUGUGGUAUAUGGCCAAUAUACCACGGCUAAGGGCUGUUCUUAUGCAUUACAUUUUACAUUUUAGUCAUUUAGCAGACACUCUUAUCCAGAGCGACUUACAGUUAGUGAGUGCAUACAUAAUUUUUUUAUUUCUCAUACUGGCCCCCCUGUGGGAAUCGAACCCACAACCCUGGCGUUGCAAACGCCAUGCUCUACCAACUGAGCUACAUCCCUCCCCUACCCUGGACGAUGCUGGGCCAAUUGUGCGCCGCCCCAUGGGUCUCCCGGUCGCGGCCAGCUACGACAGAGCCUGGAUUAUGCAUGACGCAACGCGGAGUGCCUGGAUACAGCCUUUAGCCGUUGUAUAUUGGCCAUAUACCACAAACCCCCGAGGUGCCUUAUUGCUAUUAUAAACUGGUUACCAACGUAAUUAGAAAGAAAAUGUUUUGUCAUACCCGUGGUAUACGGUCUGAUAUACCACGGCUUUCAGCCAAUCAGCCUUCAGGGCUCGAACCACCCAGUUUAUGAUGUAUACUAUUAGCUGAGCAACAAUGUUUGUACUAUCACUCACUGAUUCAAUCCCCAGCCAUAUUGCUCUGUUUUGGGUAGUCUUACAUUUUGGCAGCUGUUCCAUUUUAAACUUGAUGGCUUGAACUGACAACGCGAGGUGUUUCAAGUACAUGUGUCGAACAACACUGUUUGUUGCUGUUUUCACAAACACAUGAAAUAGGGAACAUCUGUCUCGAUUUGGCAGCCGUAUCAUGGAAACGAUCUGUGAGGUUAUGUUGGGGAAUUUCACUGUAACAAUCUCUGCAGCCGAAGAAACAGGUCAGAUGUUUCAUGUUAAUGUGCACUAUUAAAUGGGAAAUGUUUUGCUUAGGCACACAUAUGAAUGUAAGCUUUCGGAUUGCUCAGGUCUAUGUUUUAUUUUCCUUCUAAUAAAAUAUUUGGCUGACAUAUUGGCUGAUUGUACUCUGGUUUGGGUUGAACCAGUUCACAGAGAGAGUAAUACAAUGGUAUUAUAUGGAUGAUACAGAUACAUCUGUGAAACACUUUGUUUUUGACGGCAGGUAGCCUGGGCCAGUAACUGAAAGGGCUGGUUCGAAUCCCCGAACCAACUAAGUGAAAAAAUCUGUCUGUGCCCUUGAGCAAGGCUCUUAACCCUAAAUCUGCCGUAAGUCGCUCUGGAUAAGAGUGUCUGCUAAAGGACAAAAAUGUCAAUGUAAAAAUGCAUUAUAAUUAAAGGCUUUUGGUAGUGAUACAUUUCUGUGUGCCCUGUUAGUAUUCAUGGCACUCUCCUUAUUAUUGCCAGUCACUUCCAUCCUGUACCUUGUGUCACCUGCUGCCUGGGACAGAAUGGCAAAGGCAGGAUUACUCACAGUACUCGGUAACAUUAUGACUUGCCUGGGUGUAGCCUGCACCUUGGUUAUGUCUGCUUACCUGAUCAGACUGAGAACGGUGAUGAAACAUCAGCUCACUUUCCCUUCCUGUGUGUUUGUUGAUUGUGGCAGGUGUGGACUGGGUUAUCUCUAGUGGCCAUGCCGGCUCCAUGAAUAUGCCUGGCUGUCUCUGAAUAAGUGUCAUGUACUCUCAUAACCAGACUGUGUGUUUAGCUGUGUAUGCCUAUAUUUCGCCAUCAUGGCAUUUAUGGUUUAUUGCAGUCUGUAAAUUGGUCUCAAACGGAGAUAACAUAGACUGCUUCAGUAUGAGUUUCACUCAGUCCUGAGCGCUGAUGCGUGACUGUGUCUUUAUGCCACAGUAGACUUCAUUAGUGAUGUUAAGUAUGAGACAGCCUACUUUUACCGGGAUUUACAAUUAAUCAAUUUUUAUUCAAUGUUUUGUUUGGAGUAGAACAGGAAUCGUCUCUACUCUUGUUUCACUUUGGUUCUCCUCACUUCAUUUCCAGAUGAGCCAUCCAGUCCAAGUAUCGAUCAGGACACCAGUCACAUUCCCGCUUCAGCUGUAAUAUCUGUUACUCCAAUUGUCACCACCAUCCCACCCAGCCCCACCUCUCCAUCUCCUCUCAUUCGACGACAGCGGUCACAUGACCACGGUAAGGUUACCCCCUUUUUAGAAAAAACAAGCUGUGCAGGUACUGACAGCAACAAUAUGCAUGCUUUAAAAAUUGUGUAUUAGUAUUAGUUGAUGGCUGAAUUUGAAUACUUGAUCCACAAACAAGCUUGGGACACUUACAGCCUUGAGCUAGGAAAUUCCUAUUCAAAGUUUGUUCUUUGGCUUAUUUCUUGUUUGAUAAUCAUUUGGCUUUUAUUUUUAAAGAUUAUUUUCGGCUCACAACUAUUGAGUCGGAUUCUGGUACCAAAACGGAGCGGUCCAAAUCCUACGAUGAGGGUCUGGAUAACUACAGGGAAGGGUGAGUAUCAUUUGGCCUAAAAUGGUGGACCAGUGCAGUCUACGCCCCCUUUUUUCUUCACAUUUUAUUUGUUACAAAGUGGGAUUAAAAUUGAUUUAAUUGUCAUUUUUUGUCAACGAUCUACACAAAAUACUCUGUCAGCGCAAGAAGAAUUCUAACAUUUUGUAACGAUUUAAUGAAAAAUAAAACACUAAUAUACCUGUUAGAAACACGUUUGGCAGCGAAUACAGCAGUGAGUCUUCUUGGGUAAGUCUCAUAAGAGCUUUGCACACCUGUAUUGUGCAAUAUUUGUGCAUUAUUCUUUUCAAAAUUCUUCAAGCUCUGUCAAGGUGUUGGGGAUCAUGACUUGCCAUAGAAUUUCAAGCAGAUUUAAGUCAAAACUGUAACUUGGCCACUCAGGAACAUUCACUGUCUUCUUGGUAUGCAACUCCAGUGUAGAUGUGGCCUUGUGUUGUAGGUUAUUGUCGUGCUGAAAGAUGAAUUCCUCUCGCAGUGUCUGGUGUAAAACAGACUGAAGCAGGUUUUCCUCUAGGAUUUUGCCUGUGGCUAGCUCCAUCCCAUUUCUUUUCAUCCUGAAAACUCCCCAUUCUUUGCCGAUGUCAAGCAUACCCAUACCAUGAUGCAGCCACCACCAUGCUUGAAAAUAAGGAGGCAUGUGUUGUGUUGGAAUUGCAUCAAACAUAGGGCUUUGCAUUUAGGCCAAAAAGUGUAUUCCUUUGCCGAGUCACUACAAUGUUGAUGAUCCAUCUUCAGUUUUCUCCUAUCACAGCCUUUGAACACUGUAGCUGUUUUAAAAGUUUUAAAAUCACCAAUAGCCUCAUGGUAACAUCCCUAAGCAGUUUCCUGUCCUGCAGCUCAGUUCAGAAGGACAACUGCAUCUUUGAUGUGUCUGGGAGGUUUAUUACAUAAUCCACAGCAUAAUUAUUAACUUGACCAUGCUCAAAGAUCUAUUGUUUGUUAUUGUUACCCAUCUACCAAUCACUGCCCUUCUUUAUGAUGCUAAGCUACAGGACUGUUUUGCUAGCACAGACUGGAAUAUGUUCCGGGAUUGUUCCGAUGACAUUGAGGAGUAAACCACAUCAGUCACUGGCUUCAUCAAUAAGUGCAUCGAUGACGUCGUCCCCACAGUGACCGUACGUACAUACCCCAACCAGAAGCCAUGGAUUACAGCCAACAUCCGCACUGAGCUAAAGGGUAGAGCUGCCUCUUUCAAAGAGCUGGACUCUAACCCGGACGCUAAUAAGAAAUCCCGCUAUGCCCUCUGACGAACCAUCAAACAGGCAAAGCGUCUACAGGACUAAGAUUGAAUAGUACUACACCGGCUCCGACGCUCGUCGGAUGUGGCAGGUCUUGCAAACUAUUACAGACUACAAAGGGAAGCACAGCCGCGAGCUGCCCAGUGACACGAGCCUACCAGACGAGCUAAAUCACUUCUAUGCUCGCUUCGAGGCAAGCAACACUGAAGCAUGCAUGAGAGCAUCAGCUGUUCCGGACGACUGUGUGAUCACGCUCUCCGUAGCCUGGACAAAAGGAACACCUACGUGAGAAUGCUAUUCAUUGACUACAGCUCAGCGUUCAACAGCAUAGUGCCCUCAAAGCUCAUCACUAAGCUAAGCACCCUGGGACCAAACACCUCCCUCUGCAACUGGAUCCUGGCCUUCCUGAUGGGCCGCCCCCAGGUGGUAAGGGUAGGUAACAACACAUCCGCCCCACUGAUCCUCAACACGGGGGCCCCUCAGGGGUGUGUCCUCAGUCCCCUCCUGUACUCCCUGUUCACCCAUGACUGCAUGGCCAGACACGACUCCAACACCAUCAUUAAGUUUGCCGACGACACAACAGCCUGAUCACCGACAACGAUAAGACAGCCUAUAGGGAGGAGGUCAGAGACCUGGCCGUGUGGUGCCAGGAUAACAACCUCUCCCUCAACGUGAUCAAGACAAAGGAGAUGAUUGUGGACUACAGCAAAAAGAAGAGGACCGAGCACGCCCCCAUUCCCAUCGACAGGGAUGUAGUGGAGCAGGUUGAGAGCUUCAAGUUCCCUGGUGUCCACAUCACCAACAAACUAUCAUGGUCCAAACACACCAAGACAGUCGUGAAGAGGGCACGACAAAGCCUAUUCCCUCUCAGGAGACUGAAAAGAUUUGGAAUGGGUCCUCAGAUCCUCAAAAUAUUCUACAGCUGCACCAUCGAGAGCAUCCUGACUGGUUGCAUCACUGCCUGGUAUGGCAACUGCACUGCCUCCGACCGCAAGGCACUACAGAGGGUAGUGCGUACGGCCUAGUACAUCACUGGGCCGAAGCUUCCUGCCAUCCAGGACAUCUAUACCAGGCGGUGUCAGAGGAAGGCCCUAAAAAUUAUGUCUGCUACCGCACGGCAAGCGUGUUACCGGAGCGCCAAGUCUAGGUCCAAAAGGCUUCUUAACAGCUUCUACCCCCAAGCCACAAGACUCCUGAACAGCUUCUACCCCCCACCCCCCCCCACCCCCUCUUUUACGCUGCUGCUACUCUGUUUAUUAUCUAUGCAUAGUCAAUUUAACUCUACCUACAUGUACAUAUUACCUCAAUUACCUCGACUAACCUGUGCCCCCACACAUUGACUCUGUAUCGGUACCCCUUUUAUAUAGCCUCACUAAUGUGAUUUUACUGCUGCUCUUUAAUUAUUUGUUAUUUAUAUUUUUUACUUAUCUAUUUUUUACUUAACACUUAUUUUUCUUAAAAACUGCAUUGUUGGUUAAGGGUUUGUAAGUAAGCAUUUCACUGUAAGGUCUACACCUGUUGUAUUCGGCGCAUGUGACAAAUACAAUUUGAUUUGAUUUCAAAAAGCUCCCUGGUCUUUGUAGUUGAAUCUGUGCUUGAAGUAGUACUUGACUGAGGGACCUUACAUAUGUUGUAUAUAUGAGGGACAGAGGAAGGGGUAGUCAUUCAAAAACCAUGUCAACCCCUAUUAUUACACACAGUGUAUCCAUAUAAACUGAACAUAAAUAUAAACGCAACAUGUAAAGUGUUGGUCCCAUGUUUAAUGAGCUGAAAUAAAAGAUCCCAGAAAUGUUCCAUAUGCACAAAAAGCUUUUCUCUGAAAUUAUGGGCACAGAUUUGUUUAAACUUGUUUCACAAACAUGGCGUAAAUACAUAAACAACACAAUGCCACAGAUGUCUCAAGUUUUGAGGGAGCGUGCAAUUGGCAUGCUGACUGCAGGAAUUUCCACCAGAGCUGUUGCCAGAAAAUUGAAUGUUCAUUUCUCUACCAUAAGCCACCUCCAACUUCCAUUUUAGAGAAUUUGGCAGUACAUCCAACCGGCCUCACAACCACAGACCACGUGUAUGGCGUCGUGUGGGCGAGUGGUUUGCUUAUGUCAACGUUGUGAACAGAGUGCCCCAUGGUGGCGGUGGGGUUAUGGUAUGGGAAGGCAUAAGCUACGGACAACGAACCCAAUUGCAUUUUAUUGAUGGCAAUUUGAAUGUGCAGAGAAACCAUGACGAGAUCCUGAGGCCUUUGUCGUGCCAUUCAUACACCGCCUCAUCUCAUGUUUCAGCAUGAUAAUGCACGGCCCCAUGUUGCAAGGAUCUGUACACAAUUCCUCGAAGCUGAAAAUGUACCAGUUCUUCCAUUCCAUGGCCUGCAUACUCACCAGAUAUGUCACCCAUUGAGCAUGUUUGGGAUGCUCUGGAUUGAUGUGUACGACAGCGUGGUCCAGUUCCCGCCAAUAUCCAGCAACUUCUCACAGUCAUUGAAUAGGAGUUGGACAACAUUCCACAGGCCACAAUCAACAGCCUGAUCAACACUCUGGGAAGGAGAUGUGUCGCGCUGCAUGAAGCAAAUGGUGGUCACACCAGAUACUGAAUGGUUUUCUGAUCCAUGCCCCUACUUUUUUUUUUAAGGUAUCUGUGACCAACAUUCAUAUCUGUAUUUCCAGUCAUGUGAAAUCUAAAUGACUAAAAUGUCAAAUGUAAAUCCAUAGAUUAGGGCCUGAUGAAUUGAUUUCAAUUAACUGAUUUCCUUAUGAACUGUAACUCAAUUAAAUAUAUUUCAAUCCCACUUUGUAAUGCAACAAAAUGUGAAGGGGGUGUGUAAUUUCUAUAUGCACUGUACAUUUUAGUCAUUUUCAUUUAAGACUAACUUGUGAUUAAUCUUUCUAUUUUCGUAUUUCUAUGUUCCUUGUAGGAGAGACAUACCUGGUCUAAAGGGCCGUAGAAAGGUGAGUCCAACCUCAACACAGUAAUAUCAUUAUCAGGUUACAUUUGGAUAGUCCAGAUUUUCCAUCUGUAGAUGCUCUACAGAUGGUCAUACUAUCAACCAACUGUAUGUUGAUAAGCAACUACUUACUAAGGUUAGGGUUAGGUUAAGAAUAAGGGUAAGGGCUAGGGUAAGGGUUAAGAUAAGGGUUAGGGUUAGAGCUAGGGUUUGUAGAUAGUUUAAAUGUUACUGUCUGUAGAGCAUCUCCAGAUGGACUAUCCAAAUAAAGUGUUACCUAACAUCAGCCCACGUAACAACAAACUGUAAUAGUAUGAACAGUAUGAAAAUGUAUGCACUAACUGUAAGUCGCUCUGGAUAAGAGCGUCUGCUAAAUGACUAAAAUGUAAAUGUAAUAGGGAGUAUGGACGAACCCUCUGGUCACUUUCCACAGAAAUGUUGAUGUGCCUACUGGCUAUCAGACUCGACUGCAUCAUUAUAAUUUGUUUUACCUGCAUAUGCUGCCCAGAGGUUCACAGCAUAAAGAUAAGAGUCACUCCUCUGAACGGCUAGCAUUGAUGUUAGUCAAUAGUGGUUGUAAAAUGGAUAAUGAGUGAGACUAUAAAACCAAAUGAGCUCUAAAGACCCAGCUUUGCUAUUUCUGUCUGUCUGCUCACUGGAAUGGGCCAUAAUGUCAGAUACUGGGCCAUAUAAUAGAAGUCAGGCAAGGGUCAUCCAAUCAGCGAACUGUCCACUGGAGGGACUCCACAUGACCCGUCCUCAUUAUCCAGCCUGCUGAAUGGCCCCAGAGGCAGACUGAAUGGAAGUUAUGACCUGAUUAGCAGCUUACAAAGCCAAGUACACCAUUUUGCAGUAUUGUGUAUGUAUGAGACUGUAGUGAGGUAACUCAUGUGUUUGUUGUGUUAAAGGCGACGGUGGACAGGUCUUCAGAAGAUUCCGGAUCCAGGAGAGAUUCCUCAUCAGAUGUCUUCAGUGAUGCUACCAAGGAGGGCAUGCUCCACUUCCGACAGAUCAACACGGACAAGAGCAAGGUGUGUGUACAGUGUUACCCACACACAUCCACACGCCACACACAUAGGGGGUCAAGGCGGUCCAUUUUAUCACCUGUGACAUGGUUUAGAAAGAGUGGUGCAUAAUCCUCUUCCUCUUUUAGAUAUUUAGUAACAGUAAUGUGUCGGUUUUUGUGUGCAUUGCACUUGUCAGACCAGCUUGGCUUUGACCUAAAUGUGUUUGAGAUUCCUGACUCUGUCAUGUUUGCCUUGAGGAAAUGACUCCCCCUCUAGUGGGUUACACUGGACAUGAUGGCAGCUCAUACUUUCUUGGCAAACCAUUUUAGAUGAGAUGCAUCAAGGAUGUGGAGAUAUUUCAUGUGCAAUGCCAGUGUCAAAUUACAAGAGAGGACCAUGUCUUUAUUAGUGCCUGUCUACCUCACUGCCGUGUUAUGUGUCUGACAUACUUCUCAUAUUUCUCAUACUUGUCAUUAAGUAAUAUCAUUGUUUGUGCCUCUCCUCUCUCUCUGCAGCGUGUUGGAGGGGGAAUGCGCCCCUGGAAACAGAUGUACGCAGUGCUGCGAGGCCACUUCCUCUGCCUAUAUAAGGACAAAAAGGAGGGACAGGCUCAUGCCAACUCCCAGGUGGAGGAUGAGCCCCAGCCAAUCAGCAUCAAGGCCUGUCUGAUUGACAUCUCCUACAGCGACACGAAACGCAAGAAUGUCCUGCGGCUGACCACGUCGGACUGUGAGUACCUGUUCCAGGCAGAGGACAGAGAAGACAUGCUGGCCUGGAUCAGAGUCAUACAGGACAACAGCAACCUGGACGAGGAGGUGAGGGGGACACACACACACACACACACACCAUACAGGAGAUGAAAUCCUAUCAAGUUCUCCAGGAUUUACAGAAAUGUGUGGCAAAGUGAAAUCAAACCCUUUCUGUGAUGGUAGAAAACACAAGAUCAACCUCAUGGAAAGCCAAUACUUCAUUAAUUACACAAAUGUAGAUAAAGUAUACUUUGUCACUAACCCUCCCUUGAUAAGGAUCAGCUAACAGUGAUUGGCUGCGGGUCAUAGGUCACAUAAUACACACACAAAUGACCCGUCCCUGGUCUACUGUACCUUAAAAUAGGCUAACGUUACCACAGGUUCUCCCCUCUAUUAGAAACCGAAGCUCUUCUUUCCCCUCCAUUAGGACCUUAACCACUAUGGUACUAUGGUAUAUUUAUUUGGCUUUACCUAUGCCAUCUGAUAGCAGUGGGUUAUGUAGAACCUCUAGUUUAUGGGGUCUUCUAGGGGGAGGGGAGUCAUAUUGCAUCUGAUGAGUUAACAUUGUCUGCUAUCCUUUUCUUCCCUUUCCCCCUUCCGCCUUUUUUCUUGUUUUAGAACGCAGCCUUUACCAGUCGGGACCUCAUCAGCCGAAAGAUCAAGGAGUACAACACCUUGAUGAGGUAAGCAGGGCGGGGCCACAGAGAAAGAAAGUCUCUGCAGUACAGAGGGAGAUUGAGACCUGUGUGGAUGGCUCCUAUUGGACGUACGACAUCAAAACGUAUUGUGUGUGUGACCCAGCCCGACAGGCAGUAAGACUGAACCGUCACCCAAACCGUCACGCCAGUCGCUGAGCAUCAGACAGACGUUACUGGGAGGGAAGGGGGAGACCAAAUCUCUAAGUCCACACUUACCCAAAGCAGAGCAGGAGAGGAAAAACAUGCACAAAGGUGAGAGCCAGGGGAUAAAACAUUUCACUUAGCUCUCAACAAUUCAUUUACUUGAGUAUUGUGAAUGUCUGAUUGAUCUUUGAGCAAGGCUUUGAAUAUUCCAUUGCUUUUUGCUCCAUAUAUACAGUAUGUGUGUGUUGAUUCUCGUGUGAGACUAUCCUCAUGUUUCGUGUGUUAACCCUUCAGAUGACACCAGUCCACCCAAAGACAAGGGGAUGUGGAGGAAAGGUAUCCCAGGGCUGAUGAGGAAGCCCUUUGAGAGGAAGCCUUCUCCAGGCAUCACUUUCGGGGUGAGGCUGGACGACUGCCCCCCAGCUGUCACCAACAGGGUAAGAUUAAACUCACACCUACAGUACAGUCGUGGUCAAAAGUUUUGAGAAUGACACAAAUACUAAUUUUCACAAAGUCUGCUGCCUCAGUUUUGAUGAUGGCAAUUUGCAUACACUCCAGAAUGUCAUGAAGAGUGAUCAGAUGAAUUGCAAUUAAUUGCAAAGUCCCUCUUUGCCAUGAAAAUGAACUUAAUCCCCAAAAAACAUUUCCACUGCAUUUCAGCCCUGCCACAAAAGGACCAGCUGCCAUCAUGUCAGUGAUUCUUUCGUUAAUACAGGUGAGAGUGUUGACGAGGACAAGGCUGGAGAUCACUCUGUCAUGCUGAUUGAGUCAGAAUAACAGACUGGAAGCUUUAAAAGGAGGGUGGUGCUUGAAAUCAUUGUUCUUCCUCUGUUAACCAUGGUUACCUGCAAGGAAACACGUGCCGUCAUCAUUGCUUUGCACAAAAAGGGCUUCACAGGCAAGGAUAUUGCUGCUAGUAAGAUUGCACCUAAAUCAACCAUUUUUCGGAUCAUCAAGAACUUCAAGGAGAGAGGUUAAAUUGUUGUGAAGAAGGCGUCAGGGCGCCCAAGAAAGUCUAGCAAGCACCAGGACCGUCUCCUAACGUUGAUUCAGCUGCGGGAUCGGGGAACCACCAGUGCAGCGCUUGCUCAGGAAUGGCAGCAGGCAGGUGUGAGUGCAUCUGCACGCACAGUGAGGCGAAGACUUUUGGAGGAUGGCCUGGUGUCAAGAAGGGCAGCAAAGAAGCCACUUCUCUCCAGGAAAAACAUCAGGGACAGACUGAUAUUCUGCAAAAGGUACAGGGAUUGGACUGCUGAGGACUGGGGUAAAGUCAUUUUCUCUGAUGAAUCCCCUUUCUGGUUGUUUGGGGCAUCUGGAAAACACCUUGUCCGGAGAAGACAAGGUAAGCGCUACCAUCAGUCCUGUGUCAUGCCAACAGUAAAGCAUCCUGAGACCAUUCAUGUGUGGGGUUGCUUCUCAGCGAAGGGAGUGGGCUCACUCACAAUUCUGCCUAAGAACACAGCCAUGAAUAAAGAAUGGUAUCAACACAUCCUACGAGAGAAACUUCUCCCAACCAUCCAAGAACAGUUUGGUGACGACCAAUGCCUUUUCCAGCAUGAUGGAGCACCUUGCCAUAAGGCAAAAGUGAUAACUAAGUGGCUCGGGGAACAAAAUAUCGAAAUGUUGGGUCCAUGGCCAGGAAACUCCCCAGACCUAAAUCCCAUUGAGAACUGUGGUCGAUCCUCAAGAGGCGGGUGGACAAACAAUAACCCACAAAUUCUGACAGACUCCAAGCAUUGAUUAUGCAAGAAUGGGCUGCCAUCAGUCAGGAUGUGGCCCAGAAGUUAAUUGACAGCAUGCCAGGGUGGAUUGCAGAGGUCUUGAAAAAGAAGGGUCAACACUGCAAAUAUUGACUCUUUGCAUAAACUUUAUGUAAUUGUCAAUAAAAGCCUUUGACACUUAUGGAAUGCUUGUAAUUAUACUUCAGUAUACCAUAGUAACAUCUGACAAAAAUAUCUCAUAACACCAAUACUUGUCAUUCUCAAAACUUUUGACCACGACUGUACAUACUCUCUCCAUCUCCUCAUUCAUGUUUAUUGGAAUGGUUUAUCAGAAAGUGCCUUCUCAACACAUUGUCACACACCUUUCUGAGGGUGCUGCCAAGGUGCAAUGGCAAUUGAUGAGUCCACAUUGUGUGUGGUGUUGUAGUUUGUUCCCCUCAUCGUGGAGGUGUGCUGUAACCUGGUGGAGGAGAGAGGGCUGGAGUACACAGGGAUCUACAGAGUCCCAGGGAACAACGCAGCCAUCUCCAACAUGCAGGAGGAGCUCAACAACAAAGGCAUGAACGACAUCGACAUCCAGGAUGACGUGAGUGACUCAACACAACACAUUAUGCCACUUUCUCUCCCUCUCUCCAAUUGUCUUUGGCUCAUCCUCUUUCUUUAUGUUGGUUCUAUCCUUUUUUUCACUCCUCUCUUCACUCACCUUUUCCAUGGUCUUUUCUUUCCUCUAGUCUAAAAUCACUUUUUUACCUGCCUUUGACAGAAAUGGAGGGAUCUGAAUGUGAUCAGCAGUUUACUUAAAUCCUUCUUCCGUAAACUUCCAGAGCCUCUGUUCACUAAUGGUAAGAAUAUUCAAGGAUUCCCACCAAUAGCCUAUACAUUAAGGCAAUGUUUCCCAAACUCGGUCCUGGGGACCCCAAGGGGUGCACGUUUUGUUUUUUGCCCUAGCAUUACACAGCUGAGUCAAAUAAUGAACUCAUCAUCAAACUUUGAUUAUUUUAAUCAGCUGUGUAGUGCUAGGGCAAAAAUCUAAACGUGCACCCCUUGGGGUCCCCAUGACCGAGUUUGGGAAAAUGCUGGAUUAAGGGGUCACUAUGCCACCUAGUGGUUGAGUGUGAAACCAACACUUAAUUACAUAUUAUGUUUAGUGUUCACUUUCAUAACACCAAGACCCUUUGUCUUCUUCUGUAAAACCAAUGUCAGUUUCCUUUGUGCCCUGUAGAGAAGUAUGCAGACUUCAUAGAGGCCAACAGGACAGUGGAUCCAGUGGAAAGACUGAAAUUGUUGAAGAGGAUGGUGGGUUCAUGUGACAUUCAUUGUGAACUUAACUGACAUUAUUGCAUGGUACCUUAUACUUAUCCUACUUCUCACUGCAGCUUCACGAGUUGCCAGAUCAUCACUAUGAGACCCUCAAGUUCCUCUCGGCUCAUCUGAAAACAGUGGCUGACAACUCUGAUAAAAAUAAGGUCUUGUAAUUUCCAUCUUGAAUAGUGGCUGGCAGCCCUCACUUUCAACUUAGAGAACCUGUGAUUGUAGUGAGGGUAUGUAUGUGUAAAGCAUGUGUAUGUUCCUAACAAUCCUAUGUGUUAGAUGGAACCUAGGAACCUGGCCAUUGUGUUUGGUCCCACUCUGGUGCGCACUUCAGAGGACAACAUGACCCACAUGGUCACCCACAUGCCCGACCAGUAUAAGAUCGUAGAGACUCUCAUUCAGCAUGUGAGUCCCACUUACCAUCUUAAUUGCAGACUGUUUGUGCAUAAUCUGCAAAUCAAACCAUUUCUACUUGAACUAAUUUGAGAAAUGUAUCAAAAAAGUGAUGUGAAUCCCCUAAAGAUAAAGCUCCCUUUCCUUUGCUCCCUUCUAGUACGACUGGUUUUUCACAGAGGAAGGCAAUGGGGAGCCAGUGGUGGGUACAAGCACGUUGCUGCCCUAUUUGCUAUUUUUUGAGAAACUUGUAGAGUGUUCAUCCUGUUGCCUGACUGUGUUCCUUUCAGACAAUGGCCCGAUAUGAGAACGCGGUGGAGUCUCAGCCUGUGCCCAACAUCGACCACCUGCUCAAUAACAUCGGCCGCACGGCCUCCACACAGGGGGAAGUCUCAGGUAACGUGUUCCCUGGACCAGACCGACUCUGUGGUGGUGGGUCAACCUUUUACUACUUUUCCCUGCUAACCACUGUGUCUAUCGCUGGUGAGACCAAUGUCUUUUAGUCUAGGAGCGUGUGAGGUUCAGUGUAAUUAAGUCUGGAGAGUGUUGAUGGAUAGUGCUGCUUUCUUCCUAAGAGAUCCUUCUUUGCUUCAUUUGCUGUACCAUAAGAUAGAAAUGUCCAUGCCUAGUCAUGACUCCAGAAGCCUGUGUGGGUUUGCGAGGGCAAAUUAUUCUUGCCUCUUCUCCAUGACACAAAGGAGAAAGGACAAAAUAAUUUGUCUGAUCUAUACAUUUUCCUUUCUUUUAGAUUUUCCUUCCUUGGUUUCCAAUUUUCAGCUAAAUUUCUUUGCCUCAAAAUGAUGAGGUUCUUUAACUUUUUUUUGACCAUCCCUCCAUCUUUAGUGUCUUUAUUCAAACUCCACUGGGCUGUCGGUUUUUCCUCUCCUCCUGUUAUUAAUCCUGCCUACUGUUGCACUAACACGGCAUGUUCUCUCCCAAAGACAACACGAGAAAAAAAAGCAACAGGUGAACUCUGAUCCCUCUGUCUCUAGUGCCACUCUGUCGGGUGUCCUAAAGGAUUUCCCAGCAUUCACACAUACUGAUCUUGACACAGGCCAAGUGGGAGGUGUCUAUCACACCAUGAUGUCACUGAUGGCCUCUAUAAUAUCCGUGAUGGACAGCUGGAACUGUAGGAAGAAGGAGGAUUGUUGCCCCCAGUGUAGCUGUCUAGUCUGCAGAAACCCUCGUUUCUUGUAAGCUCGAGAAAACCGUCAUAAGAGAAACGUGAUGAAACCGUUUGACAAAGAAAAUGUGAAAGGGAAGCAGAGCAGCGGCCACAUGGUACUGGACAUCCGGUGGUGUCCGUUUUGUAUCUGAGUAUACCUAACACAGACAGGUGCUACUGUCUGAAAGGCUCUCCACUGUCUCUCCUCACUGUCUCGCAAGCUUCUCGCAACAGGAGAGAUAGCAUGGUAUGGUCCCCAGGUUUCUACCUCACCAGUCAAUGUGCACUCGCAUACUGUGCCACCAUCUGUCUUCAAGGGGUGUGUAGGGGGGCUUGGCUAUGUAAAAAAGUAUAGUCAGUCAAAGAUCAAUACAAGAUCAACUAGGCAGCAGUGGAUAAAUAUUUUCCUUGCUGGCAUUCUUUCUCAUGUAGUGUCCUCUCUGUUCAUAGCUAGCCCCUCUGUGACCCCCCUCUCAUGUCUUAGCCUCAUGGUUCAUUUCAUGGUCGUCGUCACUGUUGUCAUGGCAAUAUAUUCCCCCGUACUUUUCAUUCAGUCCAUCCCCUCCUCGGCUCAACUAGACUGAAUAUACUCUCUCUUUUUGUUAGCCUCUAACUGAAGCCAUAAGACUUCACACAUUUAUAGACUACUCUUUCUUAGAACCAUAAUCCUAUGUGUUCGUUGAGUCAAUAGUUAAGGUAAUACUAGAGUAAUUACAUGUUAACAAAGUCUCCUCAAUGAAGUAACAUUCAUCACUAGUCAGAUGUGCUAGGUUUGUAAUUUGACUAUCAUUUCAGGCAAAAACAAGAGAUUGUGCUAGAGCUCUUUUGAUCAGUAAUUGGAGGCUUUGGUUUGCUGUAUAGCAUAGACCACACAGAGGGAAUCCAUUGACUUCCUGCAUGGCAUAUUUUCAUUGUUGUCUCAUUGGCCUGCUGUUGUGAAAUGCACCUUGGAUAUAUUUCCCAUUACCACAGUUUCACUCAGUAUCCUGAUAUAUUUGGGUAUUAUUGUUUUAGACAAGUUGGAAGGACUUACCUGGCCCUAGCAUCUUCUGUGCUCAGUCCUACUUAUCUUUUAUCCAGAAUGACUUUCAGUUUUGCAUGUACUGAGGUUUCUAUGUUUCCAUGAAAGAACACCCCACCCGGGUGGAUGUGGAUCUGAGUGUAACAUAGUGCUCACUGCAUGGCUUGCCUCCUCUUCGUGUUUCUGUCAUCCUUCUGUCCACUUAUAUGCCAGGCUCUUUACAUCAAGCACAGUGUCUCAUCUGUGGGUACUAUCCUCGUCAUGGUUCUCUCUGUUACUGGCUUUUUCAUAUUGCACUAUUGUGGAUGUUGUCUGGUUGUCCCACAUGUUGUUUUGAAUAAUUGGUGGAUAAUCUAACAUGUUCCUCUCUCCUCUCCCUUUUUCUUACAGAUUCACCCACUAGUGACUCUGCUAAAUCGAAGGUGAGUGUGUGCCCAGUGUCUGCUCUCUCCAGCUGAAUGUAGUGUGGGGAGGAAAAAAUUGGUAGGUGAGCAGAACAAAGGUCAGGUCACAAGGCAAGAUCAAAGCACUGAUUCCCCCAUGUGUGACAGUAGGCCAGGUGGAGUUUAGUCUGUGAAUACUGAACACUAACAAAACAAACAAGCAACAGUAUAAACACAGCCUUUCAUGUCAAACAUUAAACUGUGUUGGGUCCAAACUUCACAAGUCUGUCCAAUCUUUACUGGGACAUUUUACUUCAACAAAAGAACACUCACACCAUAGACAGUGCAGGAACUGGUGCUUACCAUUACUGCACUGCUGUCAUCUGGCUGCCUCUCUCAGCUUUGGCUCAGAACACAUGAAUUCAUGCAGAACAUCAAGCUUCCUGUGCUGGGCUGCUUAAGUGUGCUGCUGUUGCUGCUUCUGCUGUUGCUGCAAGGCUGGCAUGGUUCAGUUGUAGUUGUCGUCCUGUCACUAAUGUUCCUACUCUCUGUCCACCCUUUUGGUUUGUGGCAUUUUCAGAGGAACAGGUGGAGUACUGGUUGGCCAAGAACUCAGGCAGCGGUUAGAGGGUUUUUCUGUGCGUUGUUCUCCCAAGGGGGGUUUCUGUGGUACAGGUUCUGACUUGUUUCUCUCCCUCUCUAUAGGGUUCCUGGGGGUCCGGGAAGGACCAGUGCAGCCGCGAGCACCUGGUCUCCUCGAUCUUUGCUGCAGCCAACCGCAAAAGAAAGAAGCCCAAGGACAAGCCGCAGCUUAGCAGCUCUGAUGAUGACCUAGACUCAGUGUUCCCUAAGAAGGAGCUCCCUGGCCAGAAGCAGAAUCACAGCCUCGAGGUGGAGCAAGGGAUCAGUGUCAGCCCUGAAGCAAAAGAGCAAGCAAGAACAGGAGAGAAGAAGGAGAAUGGGAGAGGUAUCGAGCUCACACCCCAAAACAAAAAGGAGCACAGGAACUCUUUCUUUAUAAGGGAGAAGCCCUCGUCAAGGCAGCCCUCACCUGCCCCCUCACCCAAAAACUCAGUCUCCCCCAGACUCAGUUACCGCACAGCCCCGCUUGGAAAGCCCUCCUUAUCGGACCCCCUGUCCCAGCUGGAUGAGCCUACUUCUGAUCUGGGCACCAUGAGCUCUGGGGCUUCCAUGCCCAGGGCACGACCUAAGAAGUGGGUGUCAGGAGCUGCUGCUCCUGAUCUAUCAGCGGCUGGACCUGGGGCAUCAGCUGGGGCAGAGGUGAGUUCCAUCACCUCUGACUAUUCCACCACCUCGUCCAUCACCUUCCUGACUGCAGCAGACUCUAGCGCACUCAGUCCAGAGGUUCUUGGUGGGGACGAGGCAGAUGACGAGCGCAGCGAGCUUAUCAGUGAAGGCCGGCCCAUGGAGACUGACAGCGAGAGCGACUUCCCUGUGUUCGCCACAGGGGGUGGAAAUGUCCAAACCAUGCCUGCCUUAGUGCAGAACCAGACUGGGCAUGGACCAGAAAAGCCUGAUCCUGCAGCAGCUGAUGGGAGCACGACUCCCAAACUGGAACCCCGUCGCCUCUUUCCGUCCCACAGACUGAUUGAGUGUGACACACUCUCCAGGAGGCGGUCCCUGCGACAGAAGACGGAUAGCGAGUCAUCAAUAGAGGGUGGGACUGGCAGCGGGGAACGCGUCGAGGGUAGGUCGGAGUCAACACGACUGUCUCGUGUCUUAGAGGUGAUGAAGAAGGGGCGGUCUACCGGCAGCCUCAACUCUUCCUCCCGCAGUGAGUCAGAGCGCCCUCCCGAGCCCGCCUUGCACCUCAAUAUCACAGAAAGGCUCAAGUUCCGUCUGCGCACAUCUGCUGAUGACAUGUUUGGCGUGGGUGCCCAAAAGAGCCAGUCUUCCCCGGAGACCCGCAGCAAGAAGAAAAACAUCCGGCGUAGGCACACCAUGGGGGGCCAGCGGGACUUUGCAGAACUGGCCGUCAUCAACGACUGGAGGGAGCAAGGAGGGGUGGACCAGGCGGCUGAGCUGUCAGCCAUGGACCGCCUCAAGCCAAAGUGCUCCUCUCAGGACUUCUCCAUUCGGGACUGGAUCGCCCGCGAGCGCUGUCGGGCCGGAGUGUCAGAGUUCAGCAUGGACACCCCACCCAAAGUUGUCCCAGAGGGGAACAGGGCACAAGCACAGGGCACCACCCCAGAGAGGCCCUCUGGCUCCCCAGGCCUACAGCCUAUGGUGGGGGAGCAAGUGAACGGAGGUGGGCCGCAAGGCAAAAACAAAGCCAGCCUCAACCUGGCGGCUGACGACGCGCACCCACACAAACUGUCAGGAGCACAAGUCGUCCGCUCACGAUUCUAUCAGUAUCUAUGA
This is a messenger RNA of Coregonus sp. 'balchen', 21384 nucleotides long. The record is from the annotation of a GenBank genome assembly. NCBI's taxonomy places the organism in Eukaryota, Metazoa, Chordata, Actinopteri, Salmoniformes, Salmonidae.